GUCCGUAUUUAUGUGGAUGCUGUCAUCAACCACAUGUGUGGUGUAGGAAAUGCCCCGGGAACAAGCAGCACUUGUGGAAGUUACUACAACCCUAACAACAGGGAAUUUCCAGCAGUUCCGUACUCUGCUUGGGAUUUUAACGAUGGAAAAUGUGAUGCAGAAAUUAAUAACUAUAAUGAUGCUAAUCAGGUCAGAAACUGUCGUCUGACUGGCCUUCUUGAUCUUGCCCUUGAGAAAGAUUAUGUUCGCACCACGAUUGCUAACUAUAUGAACAAUCUCAUUGACAUUGGUGUGGCAGGGUUCAGACUUGAUGCUGCUAAACACAUGUGGCCUGGAGACAUAAAGGCAGUAUUGGAUAAACUAAACAAUCUGAAUACAAAAUGGUUCUGUCCAGGAAGUAGACCUUUCAUUUUUCAAGAGGUAAUUGAUCUGGGUGGUGAGGCAAUUUCAAGCAGUGAGUACUUUGGAAAUGGCCGUGUGACAGAAUUCAAGUACGGAGCAAAACUGGGCACAGUUAUCCGCAAAUGGAGUGGAGAGAAGAUGGCUUACUUGAAGAACUGGGGAGAAGGUUGGGGUAUGGUGCCUACCGACAGAGCCCUUGUCUUUGUUGAUAACCAUGAUAACCAGCGAGGACAUGGGGCUGGAGGCGCAUCCAUUUUGACCUUCUGGGAUGCUAGAAUGUACAAAAUGGCUGUUGGAUUCAUGCUGGCUCAUCCUUAUGGAUUCACAAGAGUCAUGUCAAGCUACCGUUGGGAUAGACAGUUUGUGAAUGGAAAUGAUGUUAAUGAUUGGAUUGGACCACCAAAUGACAACGGUGUAAUCAAACAAGUGACCAUUAAUGCAGACACCACGUGUGGAAAUGGCUGGGUCUGUGAACAUCGAUGGCGUCAAAUAAGGAACAUGGUUGCCUUCAGAAAUGUAGUUAAUGGACAGCCUUUUGCAAACUGGUGGGACAAUGGCAGCAACCAAGUAGCUUUUGGAAGAGGAAACAAAGGAUUCAUUGUCUUUAACAAUGAUGACUGGUCACUGUCAUUAACUUUACAAACUGGUCUGCCUGGGGGCACAUAUUGUGAUGUCAUUUCUGGGGAUAAAAUCAAUGGCGAUUGCACAGGAAUUAAAAUCCAAGUUUCUGGAGAUGGCACUGCUCACUUUUCUAUUAGUAACUCUGCUGAGGACCCAUUUGUUGCCAUUCAUGCUGAAUCAAAAUUAUAAAAUUCAAAUAAACAUCUAGAGAUUGCACUAAU
Molecule: messenger RNA, 1244 nt
Organism: Nannospalax galili (Upper Galilee mountains blind mole rat)
Lineage: Eukaryota; Metazoa; Chordata; Mammalia; Rodentia; Spalacidae
Product: pancreatic alpha-amylase-like
Exons: 8
Biological process (GO): carbohydrate metabolic process
Molecular function (GO): cation binding; alpha-amylase activity
Source: RefSeq, a predicted model, not a curated record